UGGAAUUCUAUUAGAAUGGCGCCAAAAAAUCUAAAAAUUUCUCUGCCGCGAAAGUCCAAUCCCUUCUUCGAUGGCUACCCUCUCGCGGCUGCCACCGAUUUCCGACUUGAACGGUCGCCGGCGUCUUCCUCUCCAAAAGAAGACCAGCCUCAGAACCACCUCGUUCCGCUGUGAAAGCCGGCCUCCCAGGAUCCCCGGCGACGAGGAGACUGGUUCUGGCAGCAACGCCUUGCUGAAGCUCGCUUGGUAUGGCUCCGAGCUCCUCGGUGUAGCCGCUUCGGUUUUCAGACCGGCUGCUCCGGAGAAGAUUAUCCGUCAGACCGAGCUAACCCGAGACGAGGCGGGCGCCGUUGCCCGGGAGGAAGUAGUGAAGGCGAUCAAGGAGGAUUUCAAUCGUUCGUACUUCGUCACGGGAAACUUGACUACCAGUGCAUAUGAAGAAAAUUGUGAAUUUGCUGAUCCAGCUGGCUCAUUCAAAGGACUGCUGCGUUUCAAGAGAAACUGCUCAAACUUUGGACUGCUUCUGGAGAAAUCCAAUAUGAAUCUUAUGAAAUGGGAGGAUCUAGAGGAUAAAGGAGUUGGGCACUGGCGAUUUAUCUGUGUGAUGUCAUUUCCAUGGAGGCCUAUCCUUUCUGCUACUGGAUAUACAGAGUAUUACUUCGAUGGUCAGUCAGGAAAAGUUUGCAGACAUGUGGAACAUUGGAAUGUCCCCAAAAUGGCUUUACUGAAGCAAAUAUUUAGACCCAGUCGUCUGCCACGUGAAUAGAAAACGGGAUAGUGUCCAGUAAGUGGGUAAACUGUCGAGUGUUGAGCCUUCUACAUUGAGGUUUGCAUUAUCUGUCUCUAUUCUCAGAAAUAUCUCACCGUCAUGCGGAUGCUGAGGUGAGUUGAAGGCAGGACGCUUAUUUUGGAGAAACUGUAUAUAUUUUGUCUCUUUGAGUUAUAUUCUUGCUACCGUCACCAUGCGUUUAAAGUCCAUGCUUGAAGGCUGAUGCAGUAUGUUAGCGUGCAACGACUAUUUUGCUUCUAUAGAGUAAAGCCAUCUACAUAUAUAGUAGGUGAAUCUGCUUCUUUGGACUGCUAAACCUUGUAAUUAUCGUGAUCUUUUGUGAACCUUCUGUUGUAUUAAUUUUAUUUACUUAGGUGAUGGUCUAAACAUAUUUCAUUUGAUAAAGCAAAUUCUUCUUUCCUCCUGAUA
Messenger RNA from Nymphaea colorata (pocket water lily), 1198 nucleotides. RefSeq lists its product as uncharacterized. The record is from RefSeq and is a predicted model, not a curated record. The transcript is spliced from 5 exons. Bases 71 to 766 code for a protein of 231 amino acids. NCBI's taxonomy places the organism in Eukaryota, Viridiplantae, Streptophyta, Magnoliopsida, Nymphaeales, Nymphaeaceae.